Molecule: messenger RNA, 2764 nt
Organism: Durio zibethinus
Lineage: Eukaryota; Viridiplantae; Streptophyta; Magnoliopsida; Malvales; Malvaceae
Source: RefSeq, a predicted model, not a curated record
UUAUGGGUUUCCCUUUGGAUCUCUCCAUUUCAAUACGAUUGCAUUUUUUACUCUACGUGUUUUUACUUGGUUCUUCAGUACAGCCAUUGUGCCAUCCUGAUGAACUCUCAGCAUUGUUGCAGUUCAAGGAAAGCUUUGUCAUCAUUAACUCUAGUUCUCAUGCUUAUCCCAAAACUGAAUCCUGGAAAGUUGAGGAGAAAAAUGGCGACUGCUGUUCUUGGAAGGGGGUGGAGUGUGACAAUAGCACUGGUCAUGUAAUCGGCCUUGACCUUAGUAGCAGUUAUCUCUUUGGUUCAAUCAAUUCCAGCAGCAGCCUCUUCCGUCUUUUUCACCUUCAAUUGCUUAACCUCUCACACAAUUUCUUCAAUAAUUCUAAAAUUCCUUCAGAGAUCAGGAACCUCUCAAGACUAACAUUCCUUGAUCUCUCUUACUCCAACUUCUCUGGUCAGGUACCGUCAGAAAUCUUAGAGCUGUCAGAAUUAGAGCUCCUUGAUCUGUCAAGGAACUCAUUGAAUCUUCGAAAGCCAGGGUUGAGGCCUCUGCUUGAGAAGUUAACCAACCUUAAAGUACUCGAUCUUGGUGAUGUGAAAAUAUCUUCUUCCAUACCUAAUAAUAUCUCACCAAAGUUUUCUUCAUUGUCAGCUUUAAUUUUAUCAAAUUGUGACUUGCGUGGUGAGUUUCCUAUCGGAAUUUUUGAGUUACCCUCGCUUCGGUUGCUCAAUCUGCAGUCCAAUCCGGAACUUACUGGAUAUUUACCUGUUAUUCAAGCCAACCACCCUCUUUUGAAAUUAUCCCUUGCAAACACAAGUUUUUUUGGACAGUUGCCAGAAUCAAUUGGAAACUUGAAGUCCUUGGAAUAUUUGGACAUCAAACACUGCAAAUUUUCAGGGAAGGUACCAUACUCACUUGGUAACCUUACUCAACUCAGAUAUCUUGAUCUGUCUUUCAACAACUUUUUGGGACCUAUUCCUUUCUCUGUUGGAAGACUAAACCAGCUUUUCGGCCUGGACUUCUCUUAUAACAAAUUUUCCGGAGAGAUCCCUUCUUCCUUGGCCAAUCUUACCCGACUUGUUUAUCUAUCUCUUGCCACCAACAAUUUCAACCGAGGAACCUUGUCUUGGCUCGGUACGCAAACCAAUCUAGCUUACUUGGACCUGGCAAAAACCAGUUUAUCAGGUAACAUCACAUCUUCUCUCAAAAAUUUGACCCAAAUUACUUGUUUAGUUAUCUUACGUACAAUAUCCAUUAGUGAGUUGAAGCUAAAUUGCGUUCUUAACCUUUCAAAUAAUUCACUGACAGGAGAAAUGUCGCCAAUGAUAUGCAAUCUGUCUUGUCUUGCUUUCUUGCGUUUAUCCAAUAACAAUUUGAGCGGAUUGCUUCCUCCAUGUUUUGGAGACCUCAGCAAAUGUCUGAUUAUACUCAAUCUUCAAAACAAUCACUUUAUAGGUGCAAUUCCUCGAGCAAAUAAAAUGGGAUGUAAGUUGAAGGCGAUAGACUUACGUCAAAAUCAGUUUCAAGGAAAGAUACCAAGGUCACUGGUCAAUUGUGCCAUGCUAGAGGCUGUUCACCUCGAAUACAAUCAAAUAAAUGAUAGCUUCCCCUCUUGGUUGGGUACCCUUCCCGAACUCAAGAUUCUAAAUUUGAGAUCUAAUAGACUCCAUGGUGUGAUUGGGAAACCUCAAACCAAAUUGCAUUUCCCCAAGUUGCAAAUCAUUGACCUCUCUAACAAUUGUUUAGCAGGUAAUUUACCAUUUGGGUACUUCAAUACUUGGAAUUCAAUGAAAGUAGUCACAGCAAGCAGCUUGUCAUACAUGGGAGUAAUCCUAACUUUGGACUUUUAUUUUGUUUUACCCAACCAAGUCCAUGAUUUUCACUUACGUUGCUCAGUCAAAUUGACAAAUAAGGGCCUGGAACUUGAAUACCGGCAUAUUCCAGAAUCCAAGACAGCCAUCGAUCUUUCGAACAAUAUGUUCAGUGGUGAAAUUCCAGAAGCCAUUGGGAAUUUGAAGGCUCUUAAGGUACUUAACCUUUCCAUUAACGCUUUUAUUGGUCAUAUCCCAUCAUGUUUGGGGAAUCUAAUACAACUAGAAUCUUUGGACCUUUCUCAAAAUAAUCUCUCCGGAGAAAUCCCUCAACAAUUGGCACAACUUACAUUCCUGGCAUUCUUCAAUGUUUCUCAAAACAACCUCCAAGGGCCCAUACCUCAAGGAACACAGUUUAGUACAUUUGCUACUAAUUGCUUUGAUGCAAAUUCAGGAUUAUGUGGAAGCCCUUUAUCAAUAAAAUGUGGAAUUCCUGAAGCCUCAUCUCCACCUUUAAACUCUGGAGAAGGUCAAGGCAUUGGUAGUGUGUUUGACUUUGGCUGGAAAGUAGUAGCCAUAGGAUAUGGAGCUGGACUAAUAAUAGGAUUGGUUGUUGGCUCCAACUUUAUCUUUGGGCCGCUAGUGAACUUGAAUGUUUUCGGAAUAGUCUUUAGAAAGAGGCACCCUAGAAGAGAAUAGGAGGCAUAGGUUUUGAAUCUUGUUAGGUAAAAAUCAUCUUUGAGUUUUGAAGUUCUUGUUUAUUUAUCUUAGACAGUGGAUUCCGCCAGCAAAGUUAAUAGAUAAUAAUUCUUAUUUCUUUUUAAAGAAGAUUGUAGUAGGGGGAUACAAUAAAGGUUGUAAAUUUGUCAUCAUAUGUCACUUUCUAAUAGUUAUUAAAUGGAUCACUUUCUAAAAGUUUAAGUCUUAAAUUUUAUUCUAAAAGUAUCUUUUGAAUUGUUGAA